Molecule: messenger RNA, 941 nt
Organism: Odocoileus virginianus texanus
Lineage: Eukaryota; Metazoa; Chordata; Mammalia; Artiodactyla; Cervidae
Gene: C28H11orf86
Product: chromosome 28 C11orf86 homolog
Source: RefSeq, a predicted model, not a curated record
AGAAGGCCAGUGGCUCGCCGAGUGGUGAAGCAGUCCCGCACCUGCAGCCUCCAGCACCAUGGGGACAGGGCGACGCAGCCGGUCCUUGCGAGGACCAUGGCCCUCCUACGGCAAGCUCCAGGAGCCCUGGGGGAGGCCCUUGGAAGGCCGACUGCGCCGGGCGCUGAGCCUCAGACAGGGCCGUGAGAAGCCCCGGUCCUCAGAUGGGGGCCCAGAAAGGCUGGACACCCCCGGUCAGGAGCGGCUGCCCGGGAGCUUGGGGGACACGGAGCAGCUGAUCCAGACUGAGCAAGACGGCAGCCAGAGGUGGCUGAGGCAGUACCAGCAGAAGAUCAGGAGAAGGUGGGAGAGCUUUGUCACCAACUUCCCCAACGUGACCCUGAGCCGGUCAGCCUCCCCACAGCCCCCGCUGGGCACCACCAGCUAAGGAGGCCAAGAGCGGUGGGGACGCUCGCUGCACCCGGAUGAGACGGCACGCCUGCUGAGCGACCUCUCCGUGGCCCUCUGGACUGUGAAUGGGGUGACCGCCUCUACAUGGACUGUUCCCGCCUUCCCUAGUGGCGCGCCCAGGCCUCCGCCACCAGGACAGAGCUCGGUGAAGCCAGACCCAGGGCUGAGAGGCUCUGGCACAUCGCCUGGUCACUGGGCCAUGCCCGACCCACCCUUCUCAGUGGCUGCCAGCAGUGGGUGGGGCCUGGGCCUCCCUCCCCGACGGUGAGCCCAUCCCCGGGGCAAGGACCACGUCUGGCCUGUGUCUUGUCGCAUGUUGUCGCUGUCCUCACAGUCUCCCGAUGAAGGAAGUCCCUCCCUGCUAGACAGAGGGGAGAACUAAGGUCCGGAGGGGGGAAGGGCUUGCUGUCAUUGGCAUCUCUGGCCCCACCCGUACCCAAUGCCCAGCACUGCGUUGAACACAGGAAUAAAGGUUGCUGAGCUGAAGUAAA